Molecule: messenger RNA, 2032 nt
Organism: Solea solea (common sole)
Lineage: Eukaryota; Metazoa; Chordata; Actinopteri; Pleuronectiformes; Soleidae
Gene: f8a
Product: coagulation factor VIII associated
Exons: 12
Coding region: 64-1017 (317 amino acids)
Biological process (GO): vesicle cytoskeletal trafficking
Cellular component (GO): early endosome
Molecular function (GO): protein binding
Source: RefSeq, a predicted model, not a curated record
AAUGGCAGCGUUGCUGUCAUUUGGACUUCCUGGUCAUUUCUGUUUUUUGCUGCUACAUCGACCAUGGCUGCUGAGGGAGACUUUCUGGCGAGAUACCGUGCUGUGUCAAAUAAACUGAAAAAGCGUUUUCUGCGGAAGCCCAAUGUAGCAGAGGCAAGUGAGCAGUUUGGUCAGUUAGCCAAGGAGCUAAAGCAGCAGGACUGUCUGCAGUAUGCAGCCUUUUGUAACCUUGCCAUGGCUCGGUGUGAGCAGACUCUUUUUAAUGCUCCCGGAGAAGCCUUGGCAUUAACUGAUGCUGCCCGCCUCUUCCUCUCAUCUGAGAAGGAGAACAGGGCCCUGCAGGCCCCAGGCUUUGAUGAGCACCUUCAGGCUGCGCUUAACUGCUACAGCUUUGCAAUUAAGGUGUUCAUUGAGAUGAACCAGCCUGUGAUGGCAGCCAGUCUGUGUCUAGAACUUGGAAAUGCUCUCAAGGAGAUGAACAGACCAGGAGAGGCCAUUGUUCAUUAUCAGAGGGCUGCAGAGUUGCAGACGCAGACACCCAUUGAAGCUCUGCUGUCAAUGGGGGAAAUAGCCACAUGUAAAAUUCUUACCCGUGACUAUGAUGGUGCUUUGUCAAUGUUCACAGAGAUGCAGUUGAUGUGUCAAGAGAGAGGGUUGCAGCUGCCAGGCACCAGCACCCUUGUUGGUGCAUUUCUAGACAUUGUGGCAAAAUGUGAGAUCUCCAGGGUACUGCUGCUGAUGCUGCUCGAGCCUCCUCCUCAAAAGUUGUUACCAGAACAUGCACAGACCCUGGAAAAAUAUGCAUGGGAGUCCUUUGACCCUCACAGCCAAGUGACCUUCCUGCCUGAGAAUGUUUUCCUGCUCCUGCAGUCAGUCGUGAUGGCGUGUCAGGAGAAAGACACCGAGUCCCUCAAGUCUCUUCAGACUGAGCUGUGGCCACUUCUGACAGCUGAGCAAAACCACCUUCUCCACCUGGUGGUUCAGGAGCGAAUCACGCCGUCUGGCCAAGGCAUUUAGUUCAGUCCAGUUUUUAUUCACUUCCUCUGGGAACAAUACCUCAGAUAAUGGAACAUUCCUCUUUCUGACUGGGUCUGUUUUAAGGCCUGAAGAUCUUCAAUGUUAUAACUUAAUUCAGACAAACACAAAAAUGUGCCCUUAUGUUGCGCAUAUUUAGAAACAGGAAACAAUCUAGCAGCAACUUGUACUGUAUGUUGUCCUGUAGUAUCAUAAAUCUUGUGUGCUCUAACCUGAGUGAAAGCUAUAAACUCAUAUGUAAUAGAGACCUUGUGGAUAUACCAGUUGAACAGAUGACACACCCAUACCUAGAGUUAUUUGUUUUAUUAAUAAAUGAUAUGGCUUUAUUCCAAUGUAAUUACAAACAAAACCUUCUAUUGUCUAAAUCUGUAAAAUUGGUGAAAUGAAACACCAUUGUCCUCCAUCCCUGGUUCACUUUAUGUUCACUUGUACAAUUUUCAUGUACUUUUCAUAGGAUAGCAGCCAACUACAGACAUAAAAUCAAACAUGAUAAAAAAACAAAACACUGCAUACAAAAUGUUACAAAAAUAUAAUGGUUACAAUGUGCAUAGAUAAAAAAGGAUACAUUAUACUUCAGUUGUAAAAUAAUGAUACAUGAUUAAAUCUACUUGUACUGUGAAUUAAGGCUUGUUUUUCCCUAAUUGUUCAAGUUCUGCACUAGGAAUGUUGUAAUGUUGCCAACACACUGUACCUUCUCAGAUACAGUGUGUUUUUCUCUUCAUUCCUGGACUCUUGGAAACCUGCAGUAGUAGCUGUCAGCCUCACUAUGUUUAAACACAACAAUAAGUACUUUGAUCUCACAGUAAAGUCUCAACUACUAGAGCUCAAAAGGGCCUUUAAUGAGAACAUUACCCUCACCAAAGCAGUAGUUUGACAUUUUGGAGGAUACAUAUGAUGUAUGCCUUUUUGUUGUUAGAUGAGGGAACUGAUUUCACUUGCGUCAGUACAUAAGGGAUGAUUUAUCUUGGGACAGACAUUUAAAAAUAGAAAUAAAGUC